AUGCAAAGCAGUUCUCAUCUAAAAAAAUCUUCUGAAUGUUUUUUUGGUUUUUUGAACGUCUGCAUGGACUUCUUUUUGGCUGGUAUGGAAACAACAUCAACAACUCUGAGAUGGAGCACCUUGUUGUUGGCUGCUCAUCCUGAUGUGCAGCGCAAUCAAGAACUCCAGCGAUGUGCAAACAUUGUUCCCGUGAACCUUACCCACAGGGCAGUCAGAGACACAUCCGUUGGAAGCGAGAAAAUCCCGGCCGACACUUUUAUAAUCGGCGACAUCCAUUAUAUCAUGGCACAUUCACCUAAAACUGUCGAACAACUUUGCCCUUUCUCCGUGGGAAAACGACAAUGUGCUGGAGAAGCGCUGGCCAGGGUUGAGCUCUUUAUUGGUCUCGUCACCUUGCUUCAGAAUUACAAGAUAGAGCCAUCAAAGGGACGCACAAUAGAUUUGCAGCCAAAAUCCGAUGGUGUUAUCGUUCCAAAGGAGCAACCUCUGCGAUUAACUCCUGUCGCACAAUAG
Messenger RNA from Ostertagia ostertagi, 513 nucleotides. NCBI's taxonomy places the organism in Eukaryota, Metazoa, Nematoda, Chromadorea, Rhabditida, Trichostrongylidae. The record is from the annotation of a GenBank genome assembly.